Gastrolobium bilobum is the source of this 2628-nucleotide messenger RNA. RefSeq names its product nucleoside hydrolase 3-like. Gene Ontology annotation, molecular function: hydrolase activity, hydrolyzing N-glycosyl compounds. The record is from RefSeq and is a predicted model, not a curated record. NCBI's taxonomy places the organism in Eukaryota, Viridiplantae, Streptophyta, Magnoliopsida, Fabales, Fabaceae. The transcript has 12 exons. The coding region runs from base 1 to 2628 and encodes 875 amino acids.
AUGUUGUUGCCAAGGGUAGCUCUAGUGUUGAUUAUAGCAACUCUGUGUACUGUGGAGGGUAGGCCUCAUCGGAUUCUUGUGGAUACUGAUGUUGAUACUGAUGAUUUCUUUGCGCUGCUCUAUCUUUUGAAGCUCAACAGAUCAGAAUUUGAAUUGGAGGCAAUCACCAUCAAUGCAAAUGGUUGGACCAGUGCCGGUCAUGCUGUAAAUCAAAUUUAUGACAUACUUUACAUGAUGGGGCGAGAUGAUAUUGCUGUUGGAGUGGGAGGUGAGGGUGGAAUACUACAAAAUGGUACCAUACUCCCAAAUGUUGGUGGAUAUCUUCCAAUUAUAGAACAGGGGUUGACAACAGUAGGGGGUUGCAGAUACAGGCGUGCCAUUCCUUUAGGUCUUGGAGGGCGCUUAGAUAUCGAUGCAAACUAUGGCAUCAGAAAAGCUUUCCUUCCACAGGGGAAAAGGAAAUAUACUCCACUGAGACAACCUACUGCUCAGCAAGUGCUGAUUGAAAAAAUAUCCGCAGGUCCCAUAACUGUGUUUGAGAUUGGAGCACAUACAAACAUUGCAAUUUUCCUUAUGAAUAACCCACACCUAAAGAAAAAUGUGGAGCAUAUUUAUAUCAUGGGUGGUGGGGUAAGGUCAAGCAACCCAACUGGUUGUUGCCCCAAAAAUGCUUCCUCUUCCUGCGUGCCUCGGCAGUGUGGUGACCGUGGCAAUAUGUUCACAGAUUAUAACACUAACCCUUUUGCAGAGUUCAAUAUAUUUGGAGACCCUUUUGCAGCAUAUCAGGUGAUUCAUUCUGGAAUUCCUGUCACUCUUGUUCCUCUUGACGCAACAAACACAAUUCCCAUCAAUGAAGAAUUCUUCAAUGCAUUUGAAAAGAGUCAAGACACUUAUGAGACCCAAUACUGUUUCAAAUCCUUGAAAAUGGCUCGUGAUACUUGGUUUGACAACGAAUUCUAUUCGAGUUAUUUUAUGUGGGACUCUUUCACAGCUGGUGUGGCUGUCUCAAUUAUGAGUAAAUCCAAUGACUAUAAAGGGGAAAAUGAAUUUGCUGAAAUGGAGUAUAUGAACAUAACUGUAAUUACCUCAAACAAACCUUAUGGGAUAUCUGAUGGCUCCAAUCCAUUCUUUGAUAACGUAAAAGUUCCAAAGUUCAAUCUAGAAAAAGGUGGGGUGCAUAGUGGUCAUAUUCAACAAGGACUUAGAGAUCCGCUUUGCUUUGUGAAGAAUGGGAAAGGGAGAUGUCAGGAUGGUUACACAGCAGAGGUACAUGGUCCAGACUCAGUGAGAGUACUUGUUGCCCAAAAAGCAAAGCCUAAUCGGGAUGUUGGGAGUUCACUUGACAGAGAAUAUUUCAAAAGCUUCUUAAAUGUUCUAAAGCAACCCCAACAUGCGGGGAGGUUCAACUUCACUACACAGUUUCCUUACUACAGAGAAGUAACUUACAAGCCAGAUUUUCAUAAUAAAAGACUGGGGAAACCAGUUGUGUUUGACAUGGACAUGAGUGCAGGAGAUUUUCUGGCAUUAUUUUACCUCCUAAAAGUGCCUCAUCAAGUAAUCAACCUUAAGGCAAUCAUUGUGAGCCCAACUGGAUGGGCAAAUCCUGCAACUAUAGAUAUCAUCUAUGACUUACUGCACAUGAUGGGUCGUGAUGAUAUCCCAGUUGGUCUAGGAGAUGUUUUUGCAAUGAAUCAGUCAGAUCCAACAUUCCCAGCUGUUGGAGAAUGCAAGUAUGUUAAAGCCAUUCCCCACGGGAAUGGAGGGUUCCUGGACUCUGACACUCUUUAUGGUCUUGCUCGUGAUCUACCACGCAGCCCAAGAAGGUAUACAGCAGAAAACUCAGUGAAAUUCGGGGCUCCUCGGGAUACUGAUCACCCUGAACUCAGACAACCACUAGCUAUGGAAGUUUGGGAGUCUAUAUUGCAAUCAACUAAACCAGGGUCUAAGAUUACAGUAUUAACCAAUGGACCAUUGACUAAUUUGGCAAAGGUUGUAGCGGUGAAAAACAUAAGCUCUAGAAUUCAGGAGGUUUAUGUAGUGGGGGGACACAUCAGCAGGAAUGCCAAUGACAAAGGAAAUGUCUUUUCAGUUCCUUACAACCAAUACGCAGAAUUCAAUAUAUUCCUGGAUCCCUUAGCAGCCAAGACAGUGUUUGAAUCAAAAGUUAACAUCACACUCAUUCCACUCAGUGCCCAGCGCAGAGUAAGUUCGUUUUCAACUAUCAUAGGCUGGUUGCAUGGGACACCAAAGACACCGGAGGCUGUGUUUUCCAAGCGUCUUCUGUCUAGACUAUACCGUUUGAAGCAAAUCCACAACAGAUAUCAGCAUAUGGACACAUUCUUAGGGGAAAUUCUUGGUGCAGUUGUCUUGGCUGAUAGCCUUUCUAGUCUUGAUCCAAAGUUUGAGGUCAAACCCAUUAAAGUCUUAGCUGAUGGCGUUGAAUCCACUAAUGGAAAAAUUGUGGUGGAUGAGAAACAUGGAAAAUUAGUCAAAAUUUUAAGCCAAGUGGAUGACAAGGCUUAUUAUAAUUUGUAUGCUAACAAGCUUGGUGAUCAGGACCAAUCAGCUAAGGUAGGCAGCUUUGAAGAACAAAGUCGACAAUGGAGUCAUCCUUCUAAUAAAAUAUAG